This is a messenger RNA of Camelina sativa (false flax), 517 nucleotides long. NCBI's taxonomy places the organism in Eukaryota, Viridiplantae, Streptophyta, Magnoliopsida, Brassicales, Brassicaceae. The record is from RefSeq and is a predicted model, not a curated record.
UUCAAGGUAAACAAUGUCUUCGAAAAAGAUUGUGUUGACAAGCUCUGAUGGCGAGUCUUUCGAAGUUGAGGAAGUGGUGGCGAGAAAAAUGCAGACCGUAAGGCAAAUGAUCGAAGACGACUGUGCUACUAACGAAAUCCCGCUUCAAAAAGUUACAGGAAUGAUCCUCGCCAUGGUUAUCGAGUAUUGCAAGAGACAUGUCGAUGAUGAGAAGAAGGAAGAUGAUUCAAUGUCUGAAGAGGAAGCCGCGAAGAUCAAGGAAUGGGAAGCAGAGUUUCUCAAGGAUAGAGAUCUGGCGACAGUCUUCCAACUCAUUCUCGCUGCUAACUAUCUCAACGUCAAAGGCUUUCUUGAUCUCACUUGUCAGAACGUUGCAGAUCACAUCAAAGACAUGACGCCAGAGGAGGUUCGUGAGAUCUUUAAUAUCAAAAACGAUUUCACACCAGAAGAAGAAGAACAAGUUCGCAGGGAGAACUCUUGGGCUUUUGAGGAACCAGCUGCUCCUCCAAAACCCUAA